AUCCAAAACCCUACAAGCUACUUAGUAUUGUUACAUAUAUGUGCUGUUGUUACACGUCUGAAAAAACAAACAUAUUUACUUUAAAUACAUCCCCAACUCACUUUAUUUCAUGUUUAUUUAUCAAAAAUAGAAUCUGCACUUAUUGCAUAUGCAUACUUCUUUACCUAUAUUGGUUGUUAAUAUUACAAAACACUGAAACGGAGUGUUUAUAUGUCUUUUUCACGCUGAAGAGAGCAGCAGCAGAGGGCUGCCCUCACUAAAGAUGGCGGCCUGCUCUCCGCCCCGCGAGUGAAGCCGCUCUGCCAGCAGUGUGUUUGACCUCUGACCCCCCGAGUGUGCCAGUCCUCCGCCAUAUUGACUGUUGUCUUGACUGGAGGAGAUAGAGAACAUUUUCGAGGUCCGAGAAGAAACGAAAGUGUGCUCUGCAUAAACCAUCGAAACUGGUGCAAACUUGAGCUAAAGCGUGUGUUUUUCUUUUUAAACAAACACCGUCAUGGCGAGGAAGAAGAGCAAGCAGCAGAAGGAGCUGGCGACCGCCCCGAAGAGCCCCGUCCCUCCCGGCGAUGCAGCUGACGGCGGCGGCGGAGAUGCUGGUGUGGAUCGGCUGGCUGCUACCAGGGCGAACCAGCCUAUGCACACCUGCUGCCUCCUGUGCCACAGAGAAUUUAAGGACUGGGGAGCAGGCUCAGUGAACGGACUCCCUGGUGGCCAUGGGACCAAGCUGGCUGAUGCUGUGCCUGCACUCUCCCAGGCCUUAUUGCGGGAGGCGCCGGGUAAGCUUGCUGAUGCAGUGCCCUCGCUGUCUCAGUCUCUGCUGGGAGAGGUGCCUCUGUGGAUAUGUCAGAGCUGCUGCAAAAGUGUGGAAGAGGAGGAGAGGCGGAGCACCCAGGAGCAACCCACGCCGGUACCAUUGUCACACUCUUCCUCCUGUAAAUCCCAGAGCUGUGGGAACGGUUACCCAGAGCAAAGUACUGUGGAUUGGGACCCGAGUUCCUUCCUGUCAGCCCACAAACUGUCAGGUCUCUGGAACUCUGCCCACACCAACGGAGGGGAACACUGCAACCACAACACUUCUUCACACUCACAACAAGGUAUAACAGCAGGAUCAGCCUGUCAUGAGAAAAGAGGACUUCAUGAAGCGCCUGGGAAAUCUGCUAAAACGUCGGGGGCUAAAGUCUGUCCCUACAGUCACCCGUCAUCCCAAAACUCCAGUGGAUCUUCUGCUGGGAACCCCCUGUCUACCUCAGCAGACCUUUGUAAGACCACUCCCAAGCACUUCAAGACCAUGUGCCGUCGACCAACGCCUCCAGGUGAAGCCUUUCACCCAAGUGACCACCAUCAACACACGGAUCUGUCGGUUCCCCCCAACAGUCCCACCGGCCUGUCUUCCCAGCAUUCCUCCCUCCUGCCCCCAAAGCUGAACUCUGGGCAGCACGGCCACGUAACGUCCUCGUCUGGCACUGGUGUGGCAGCCCACGCUCCCUUCUCCCCUCUGGUACCAAACCUCCACGGCCCCACAGCCAAACUAAACUCACCCAGUCCAGACAGCCCAACAUCUGUCCAUAAGCCCAGCCCGUGCAAAAACUCCCACAUUCCUGCCGUGAACACACAACACAGCAAACUGGGUACGUCUAUUAUGGGCUGUAACCACCCUUGUAAUGGACACAGUGCGGGGACAGUGGCCCCUUCGAAUGUGGGCCAUCUGACAGCUGGGGCCUGCAGGGACCAAGCAUGUAAGGGGCACAAAAUGACUAACGGGGCGUUGUGCCACCCUUCGUCUGAGCUGGAGGAGGGGGAGGAUGAAGACAGCAGCUCUGAGAGGAGCUCCUGUGCCUCCUCUUCCACCAACCAGAAGGACGGGAAGUACUGCGACUGCUGCUACUGCGAGUUCUUUGGACACAACGCGCCUCCAGCUGCACCAACCAGCCGUAACUAUGCUGAGAUCCGAGAGAAGCUCCGCUCACGCCUGACCCGGCGUAAAGAGGAGCUGCCUCAGCGUCAAGACUCAGAACUGACAGUGGCUGGUGCCAUCGACAACCGGGACGUAGACGAGCUGCUGGACUUCAUAAACAGUUCUGAGCCCAAACCCGUCAACAGUGCCAAGGCUGCCAAAAGGGCCCGACACAAACAAAAGAAGAAGGAAAAAGCUCAGCAGGGCAUAGGUGCUGCAGGCAGUGACCCCCACUCCAAUCCAUGCGAGCCUGCCGACGACGACGAGCCCAUCCCUGAUGGUUCAGAAGCCAGUCGGUUGCUUGAUUGGCCUCAGCUGGAGCUUGAGCGUGUCAACAGUUUCCUCACCAGUCGGCUCGAAGAGAUUAAGAACACCAUCAAAGACUCAAUCCGGGCCUCAUUCAGCAUGUACGACCUCAAUCUGGAUGUUAAUGACUUCCCAAAGAAGGCGGCCACGUUGGAGGGCAACCAUUUACUGUCGCAUCUCAAUGGUUCCUCUGACCUGCAGCAGAUAGACCUUGACUUGGCCCCUCUUUCACUGGGAACCUUUAAGAGCCAUCUGGACCUGGUUAACGGAUGGGAGGACACAACCACAGUCUCCUCCCCUAACACCGCCACCACCACUUCCACGGCAUCAGGGGUCACUGCUGGAACCAAGGACAUCCAACGGUUGCACACUACCCCCAGUCUCUCAAAGCUCAUAAGGGUUCGGUCCCCAGAAAGAUGCACUUCCACUGGAUCUGACAGUUUGCCACAGGUGCCAGCUCAAGCUACGGCUAAAUCGAAUGAGGAUGCCCCUGAUCCCAAGAACACAACAGUUGGGAACGCUGGUGCAAAGUCAAAGAAGAAUAAAAAGCAGCAGCAAAGACAGGAGCAAUUUGUGUCAGAGCAAAACUCCAACAAUCCAACCAAAGCUGCCUCCGGGAAUGACACGCAGAGAAGCAAUGAGUGUAAAGAAACGGCUUCUAACGGCUCAAAAGCUGGGAACAAACAGCCCCAUCAUUCUGCAGACAACCAGAGAAAUGGGCCCAAGAGGGCCGAGGAGGGCAGAUUGUCUAAACAUGUGGCAAAUGGUGGCCUCUCGAAUGCACAAAGAGGGAAAGGUGACACAGAAACACGAGGAGGUCGGUCUGAGCAGGAUUUGGAAAGCAAAGCUCACCCCACCAUUCCAGCAAAUGGGCAGCAACAGCAGCAAGCCAAGGGGAAAAAUAAGAAGAACAAGAACAAGGGUGAAAAAUCCAGCAGUGCUAUUGAUGAUGUAUUUCUCCCUAAAGAUGUCGAUCCGACAGAAUUGGAUGAGAUUGAUCGGGAAGUGGAAUACUUCAAAAGGUUUUGCCUUGAUUCUGCAAAACAAACCCGCCAGAAGGUAGCAGUAAAUUGGUCCAACUUCAGCCUCAAAAAGGUUCCUUCCAAUGCAGCUCAAUAACUUGGAUGAGUGCCAGAAAAAAACUUCACACCACAAACUCUUUCAGUAGAGCCCCAUUUGGCCCGAGGCCUUCUCUCAUUCCCUGUUUUCUUCUCUUCCUUACUAAGCCAAGGGACCCUGGUUCAAAAUCAUAUUUUCCAUUCGGAGGACUGAAACAUAACUUGUGGCUGACAAGCCAGGGAUCAUCCUCAAGGCCAACUGUACCCUUUGCUAUUAUUGCAAUGUUCACUAAAUGAGAGAUGCAAAAAUGGAAAAAAGUCUGUUGAAUCCACUGCAUCCAUGUGCUUACGUAUGUAGUAUGUAAACAAUUACCUUACAUGAAAUAAAUGUUUUUAUCACAAAUCUGAGACAUUUUAACGUUGUUAAACUUCUGAAUUCCAAUCAGUUCAAUUUGGUGCUCAUCAUACAUAACAUUCUGUAUCGCUAGUUUCAAGCUCAUUACACCAGUCACAGUAGACACUAGAGACCAUUUGUCUUAUACUGUACGACUGUAAGACAACAUUUUGACUUAAUAGGGACAACGGUGGCAACAAAUGCAUCUAUUUUACUCAAAAACAGACUGCAGUGCAUUCGGUGGUCUCCCAAUAUUUAAUUAUGAUCAUCAAACAUUUUAGUAAUUAGUUGUCCAAAAUGAAAUUAUAUACAAUUGGUUACCCACCUGCUACACCUUUUUAUAUGAAUUUUCUUUCUUCUUUUUUUUGAAAACAACAUGAAUGUUUGACAGUUCAGUACACCAACAACGCUAAUAGACAAUUUCAAUUUGCUGUCUCACGGGAUGCAUCUUAGAAAAUAUAAUUCCCAUUAGGUACCAAUGCAAAAAAACGUCCACACGCAUGAGGUGUUGAACAAAAACGUCUAAAUACUGUCCCCCCAGUCCUGCAUUGGGCGAAGUUAAAUGUGUCUGUUGCUUCAUUGUCAAUCCUCCCUUGGUGUCAUUCUUGAACAAUUAGAUAUUUUUUAUAGUGAUAUCCAAUAUACACUAUGCCAUCUGUAAAACAAGGUCAUUUCUCAAUCUUAACUGUUAUAUUAACCUUUAUAUCCCAGCAGUGACAGGUACACCGGUGUGCAAUGUUCAUUUUAACGAUGGAACCAUCACACAUUGUUUGGCACAGUUAAUUUCAAUGCUUGUACAUAUUGAGUGAUUAUUUAGGGCCCUUUUGAGCCUUUUCAUGCGUUACUCGGGGUUGUGUGUGUGUGAGAUAUAUUUUCAACCAUACUAUUUUCCCUGUACUGUGACCUUGGUGGCACCCUGUAAAUCAGCCAGCCUAUCUGAGUCCAAGUCUUGAUAAUCUUUUGAGGAAAAUGAUCACUGAAGACUUGAUACCUUUGGGACAAGGGCCUUGGGAUUUACCCCAGUAACCAUGUUUUUAGCUGAUGGCUUUCAUUGAGGUGGAUCAUUUCUUUCCUGAACCUGUGCUGAGAUUUUGUUUUCAUAUAACAUCUCUGAUGCUUUCCAGGUUAUAUUCAAUUAGAGAAGAUUAUCUUAAUGUGUCGAAUGUAGAUUUAUACUAUAUCAAUAAUAGCCAAGUGUAUGUUGGCUUGUUUCUUUUUUUUUUUUUAAUUCACUUUUUAUACUGUGAAAAA
This is a messenger RNA of Anoplopoma fimbria (sablefish), 4960 nucleotides long. It is a transcript of the gene fam193b, whose product is annotated as family with sequence similarity 193 member B. Lineage: Eukaryota; Metazoa; Chordata; Actinopteri; Perciformes; Anoplopomatidae. The record is from RefSeq and is a predicted model, not a curated record. Gene Ontology annotation, cellular component: cytoplasm; nucleus.